Messenger RNA from Nycticebus coucang (slow loris), 1273 nucleotides. RefSeq names its product osteoclast associated Ig-like receptor (gene OSCAR). The transcript is spliced from 6 exons. Gene Ontology annotation, molecular function: collagen receptor activity. Gene Ontology annotation, cellular component: plasma membrane. NCBI's taxonomy places the organism in Eukaryota, Metazoa, Chordata, Mammalia, Primates, Lorisidae. The coding region runs from base 100 to 888 and encodes 262 amino acids. The record is from RefSeq and is a predicted model, not a curated record.
GAAGUCUCAGGCAGCCGCUAGAAGUCAGGCAACGUGCAAGGAGGGGAGAGGGCAAGUGAGCCCUGGUCCUACUCCAGCUCCAGCCGAGAUCUGCCCACUAUGGCCCUGGUGCUGACCCUCCAGCUGCUGACCCUCUGGUCUCUGUGUCAUGCAGACAUCACUCCAUCUGUUCCCCCAGCUUCAUACCCCAAGCCAUGGCUGGGGGCUGAGCCAGCUGCAGUUGUGACUCCUGGAGUCAAUGUGACCUUGAGAUGCCGGGCGCCUCAACUUGCCUGGAGGUUUGCACUUUUCAAGCCUGGAGAGAUGGGCCCCCUACUCUUCCGGGACGUGUCCUCGGAACUGGCAGAGUUCUUCUUGGAGGAGGUGACUCCAGCCCAGGGGGGCAGUUACCGCUGCUGCUACCGAAGGCCAGACUGGAGGCCAGGUGUCUGGUCCCAGCCCAGUGAUGACCUGGAACUGUUGGUGACAGACCAGCUGCCGCGGCCGUCUCUGGUGGCGCUGCCCGGGCCGGUGGUGGCGCGCGGCGCCAACGUGAGCCUGCGCUGCGCGGGCCGCGUGCGGGGCAUGAGCUUCGCGCUGUACCGCGUGGGCGCGGCGGCCCCACUGCAGUUCCAGGACUCCGAGCAGCGCUGGGCCGACUUCCCGUUGUCCGGCUCCCGCGCCCCCGGCACCUACAGCUGCUACUAUCACACGCCAUCUGCGCCCUACGUGCUGUCUCAGCGCAGCGAGCCGCUGGUCAUCAGUGCGGAAGACACUGGCUCCUCCGACUACACCUUGGGGAACCUCCUCCGCCUGGGGCUGGCGGGCCUGAUCCUUAUUUCCUUGGGUGCAUUAGUCGCCUUCGAUUGGCACAGCCAGACCCGCGGCCCUUGUGGUGUUGGGCCCUGAGCCCGGGGGGCUGGGUGUAGACAACCAGACACCUGCAAGGGAGAGGGGACAUGCCUUCCCGAAGAGUGGAGGAGGAAAAGCUGGGAUCCCUGCUGUUGGGCUGUCCUUUCCCUGAGCCCCACAGCCCUACUGGCUAAGCCCAGCUUAACCAUCCUGCAAGACUCUGCGGUCCGGGGAAGCCUGGCUGAGUGAGAGGCGUAGUGCGUGGUUAAGGUGUCCAAGGCGGAAGGCCUGUGUUCUGAUCCCAGUGCUGCUGCUCUCCUUGGGACAUUUGGGAAGCGACCUUUCCCAAGCCUUGGUUGCCUUGACGGUAACGUGGGUGCCCAGAUAAUACCUUCUUCAUAGAAUUGUUGUAGGAUUAAGUGCAUAAUACAAAUAAGAUGUU